AUGGCCGUCCCCGCCGCCGAGUUGGGCGCCGUCGACCGCGUCCCCUUCGCUACGGGCCCCUGCCCGGCGGGCGCGGAGGAGGAGGAGGAGGGCGACGAGGAGCUGCUGGGGGCCGAGGGUCCCCGCGCCUGGACCCCCCAGGAGAAGCUGUUGCACGAGGCGCGGCUGAAGGCCAAGGCCAAGCGGCGGCUGCGGCGCACCUCCUCCCGGGACUCGGCCCGCGAGUCGCUCUCCGAGGGCGCCGAGCCUGGCCCCGAGCCCAGCAGCCCCAAGGGCAGGGCCCACGACCGCAGGUCCCGCAUGGGCAAGGGCCGCGGGCUGCCCAAGAAAGGCGGUGCUGGGGGCAAGGGCGUGUGGGGUGCCCCCGGCGUGGUCUACGGCUACCAGGAGCCCGACGCCCGCGACCCCAACUACGACGAGGCAGCUCAGGGGGACACGGUCUACGCCACCGUGGUGCCCGAGCUGGAGGAGGGGGAGCUGGAGAAGAACGUGCAGCCCAUGGUGCUGGAGUACUUCGAGCACGGGGACACCAGCGAGGUCAUGGAGCUGCUGCGGGGGCUGAACCUGGGCAGCCGUCGGCACGCGGUGCCCUCGCUGGCGGUGGCCCUGGCGCUGGAGGGCAAGGCCAGCCACCGCGAGCUGACCUCCCGCCUGCUCUCCGACCUGGUGGGCCGCGUCGUCACCCCCGAGGACAUCGCCUGGGCCUUCGACAAGAUGCUGCGGGACCUGCCCGACCUCAUCCUCGACACCCCCGAGGCCCCCCAGAUGCUGGGGCAGUUCAUCGCCCGGGCGGUGGCCGACCACGCGCUGCCCUUGGAUUUCCUGGAGCGCUACAAGGGGCGCGUGGACUGCGAGCACGCCAGGGCCGCCCUCGACCGCGCCGCUGUCCUGCUCCGCAUCAAGCGCGAUGUCAACCGGCUGGACAACGUCUGGGGCGUGGGGGGCGGCCAGCGCCCCGUCAAGCACCUCGUCAAGGAGAUGAACCUGCUGCUGCGGGAGUACCUGCUCUCCGGGGAGGUGUCGGAGGCCGAGCACUGCCUGCGGGAGCUGGAGGUGCCCCACUUCCACCACGAGCUGGUGUACGAGGCGGUGGUGAUGGUGCUGGAGGGCUCCGGGGAGGGGCCCGUGGCCAUGAUGGUGACGCUGCUGAAGGUGCUGUGGGAGACGGGGCUGGUGACGCUGGACCAGAUGAACCGGGGCUUCCAGCGGGUGUACGAGGAGCUGGGGGACAUCAGCCUGGACGUGCCGCUGGCCCACGGCCUCCUGGAGCGGCUGGUGGAGCUCUGCUUCGACCGCGGCAUCAUCACCAGGGCGCUGCGGGACGCCUGCCCCGCCAGGGGCCGGAAGCGCUUCGUGAGCGAGGGCGAUGGGGGACAGGUCAAGCAGUGA
Molecule: messenger RNA, 1389 nt
Organism: Gavia stellata (red-throated loon)
Lineage: Eukaryota; Metazoa; Chordata; Aves; Gaviiformes; Gaviidae
Product: programmed cell death protein 4-like
Exons: 11
Coding region: 1-1389 (462 amino acids)
Biological process (GO): negative regulation of DNA-templated transcription
Cellular component (GO): nucleus; cytosol
Source: RefSeq, a predicted model, not a curated record